Lodderomyces elongisporus is the source of this 1131-nucleotide messenger RNA. RefSeq lists its product as uncharacterized. The record is from RefSeq and is a predicted model, not a curated record. Gene Ontology annotation, biological process: mitotic spindle organization. The transcript has a single exon. Gene Ontology annotation, cellular component: cytoplasm; dynactin complex. Bases 1 to 1131 code for a protein of 376 amino acids. NCBI's taxonomy places the organism in Eukaryota, Fungi, Ascomycota, Pichiomycetes, Serinales, Debaryomycetaceae.
AUGUUCAAGGCAGGAGAAUUACCAGACAUUGAUCUCGAUAGUCAAGAAGUAUUUGAAACUUCGGAUCAGGAGGAUGAAACUGCAUUAGACAAAAACCAGAAUAAGGUUGUUAGUGGUGAUGGUGGAAUUACGACAACUGAAGAGGAUAUUCCGGAGUACGACUUUGAUUUUGAUGAAACUAGACGACGGUUUUUAAAGAGUUUUAUUACCAACAAUAGGUUUGAUUUCUCGGGCACAAUUGAAAAUAAUGGAUCAGAGAGUGGAUAUAAAGUAGUUGAUGUGGAGGAAACUACUUUGGAGAAACUCACUCGAAUACAACGAGAAUUGGAAGAAUUAAGAUUAGAAGAUCCUUCAUCUAUAGAAGAAGUUGAUAAACUCGAUUCUUUAGCGAAAAACAUGCAACAUAAUGCAGAAAAGACAGAACAGGGAGUUUUUGAAAAAGAACUCUCUUUUGAUGCGCUAAAUUUGAAAUUUAAACCAAACCUUGAUUUUGAUUUUGAUUUUGAGCUGGAGAUGCCAAAAUUGAAUAAUGAUGUGUACAACGAAUCUCGUAUCCAACAACUAACAGAUUUAGAAUCUGCUUUGUGUGCUAUAGAGACCCAAAUUGGUGAUUUUUCUCUGCUGGACAGUUCAAUCCAGUUCAAGUUUAACGACAUGGUGAGGCGAAUGCAAGUUAUGGAACAUCCCGAAGUGAGUUUAAAUCUAGUUUCUGACCACAUUGAGCAGACACUAAAAGAGAUCAAUAAACUAGAGUUAAGUAAGAAGGCAUUUGGAGUUGAAAAAACACCCAUUGCUAAAUCUGAUAAAAUUGAUGAUCUUUUCCAAAUCUUGCCAAACUUGAAAACAUAUGCAUCACAGACCCCAAUUCUUGUGGAUAGAUUGAAGAGCUUAUCAAAACUACACAAUGAAAUGAUAGAGGUAACUGACUUUGCCAAGAAUAUAGAUCAGACACUAGCGGAUACUGUUGAGGAUUUUAAAAAGUGGGAUAGUUCUUUAAAGACUUUGAACGAUAAAAUUGAUUUGGCAUCAACCACUUUUAAAGAAAAUAAAAACAAGCUAGAUUCAAGGAUGGAAGAAAUAGAUGAACAGGUUAAGCGUUUGCAAAAAGAAAAUAAACUGUCUGUUCAUUAG